Messenger RNA from Acomys russatus (golden spiny mouse), 3220 nucleotides. It is a transcript of the gene Ptchd3, whose product is annotated as patched domain containing 3. The transcript is spliced from 4 exons. The record is from RefSeq and is a predicted model, not a curated record. Gene Ontology annotation, cellular component: membrane. Bases 131 to 2809 code for a protein of 892 amino acids. Lineage: Eukaryota; Metazoa; Chordata; Mammalia; Rodentia; Muridae.
UCGCCUUGGACACGCGCUCCCAACCGUUGCCUCCAGCAUCCGGGAACCUGAGCGCCAACGGUCCCCGGGGUCCUGGACCGUUGCGGUGAAAGCAGCUCCGCAGUAGCUUUUGUGAACAGCCAUAGGCGACAUGAUCUCCUCCAAGGUGGUGCCCAGAGAGGCGGUGCAGCGGGAGGCCAUUUCGGAAGGCCGGCUGGAGGCGAUGCCACCUGCCGAGGCGGGCCAUCGCUGGACCACCGGGCCGCCUCUGGAGCGCUUGCCGCCGCUGGGUCAGGAGGCCCCUCCGCCACGUCGCUGCCACACCGACUGCUUGGAGGCGCCGCUGUCCCGCUACUUCCAGCGCCUUGGCGCCGCGGUGGGCACGCACCCCUGGCUGUUCCUGCUCGGGCCUGCGCUGCUGACGGCCGCGCUGGGCACCGGCCUCAUCUUCCUACCAAAGGAAAAAGAGAACUUGGAGGAGCAGUACACACCAAUUGGCAGCCCGGCCAAGGCCGAGCGUCGCUUCGUGCAGGGUCACUUCAGCACCAACGACACUUACCGCUUCUCCGCCUCCAGGACCAGCUCUGAAGCCAACUUCGCGUCCAUCUUGGUGGUGUCCAACACCGACUCACUGCUGGAGCAGGAAGUAUUCGAGGAGGUGAGCAAGCUGGACCAAGCGGUGCAGGCGCUGAAGGUAGUCUACGAAAACGGAACACAGAUCCUGUACACAGAAGUGUGCGCUAAGUACAAGACGCUGUGCGUGCCACCCAACCCUCUGCUGUAUACUUGGCAAAUUAACUCGUCUUCGUUGGACCUGUCGAACAUCACCUUUCCCAUCCACAACUUGUCCAACCACCUCAUCUACUUGGCGGGCUUCUUUGGAGGAAAUGUCUUGGGCCAAGCGAUGGAAAGAAGUCAACAACUUUUGGAGUCCCGAGCAAUGAGGCUGCUGUACUACCUCAAAACCGAGGACCCCGAGGACAGUGAGCGUAGCAAGGCGUGGCUGACUCACUUUCUUGACCAUUUUAACGACAUGAAGAGCGAUCUGGCUCUAAAAGCGAUACAGGUGGUCUACUUUACAUCCCUUUCCAGACAGUUGGAGUUUGAGGCAACCUCCAAGACUGUGAUUCCUCUGUUCCACUUGGCCUAUAUUUUAAUCAUAUUGUUUGCAGUUGUAUCAUGCUUCAGAUUAGACUGUGUAAGAAACAAAAUGUGGGUUGCAGUCUGUGGAGUGUUUUCUGUUGCCAUGUCCGUGGUGAGUGGCUUUGGCCUGAUGCUGCACAUCGGGGUCCCAUUUGUGAUCAUAGUUGCAAAUUCACCAUUUCUUAUUCUUGGUGUUGGGGUUGAUGACAUGUUUAUCAUGAUUUCUGCCUGGCAGAAGACCAGCCUCAGGGACAGAACAAAAGAACGGCUCUCCAACUCAUACUCAAAGGUGGCAGUGUCCAUUACAAUCACCACCAUCACCAAUGUCCUUGCUUUCUAUACAGGAAUCACCAGCUCUUUUAGAUCUGUGCAGUAUUUUUGCAUCUAUACAGGAACAACCCUGCUCUUUUGCUAUUUUUAUAGUAUCACCUGUUUUGGAGCAAUAAUGGCUCUGGAUGGUAAGAGAGAAGUUGCAUGCUUCCGCUGGCUGAAGAAGCCAGACCGAAAGUACUCCUCAUUCAAAAAGUCCUGCUGUUUCCCGUUUGGUUCCUUCCCAGAUGAACAUGGAGAAGAUAAACAUCCUAUGAAUUUGUUCUUUAGAGACUACUUUGGUCCUUUCCUCACCUCUAGCAAGGCCAAGUGUAUUGUAGUGCUGAUAUACAUUUUGUACAUCUCAAGCAGCAUAUAUGGGUGCUUCCAAGUGCAGGAAGGCUUAGACCUUCGAAACCUGGCCAGUGAUGACUCCUACAUCCGACCCUAUUUUAAUGUUGAGGAAGAUCAUUUUUCGGACUACGGUCCAAGGGUCAUGGUCAUUGUUACGGAGAGUGUUAGCUACUGGGAUGGUGAUGUAAGACAGAAACUGGACAAGUGCAUGAUGAAAUUUGAAGAAAAUACGUUUGUAGAUAGAAAUCUCACAGAGUUUUGGUUGGCAGCAUACAUUCAAUAUAUGAAUAACAUUGGAAAGGAUAUUAAUGACAAAAAUACGUUUAUAGACAAUAUUGCAGGCUUUUUAAGAUUUUUCCCCAUUUUUACAUAUGAUCUUAAUGUUUCCUUAUCAAAUGAAAUCACUUCUUCCCGAGGCUUUAUCCAGGUUGUAGGAGUUUCAUCCUCAAGCAAUAAGAAGAGAAUGUUACUAGAGUUACGAGGCAUCGCUGAGAACUGUGAAGUCCCCUUGAUGGUGUAUAACCAGGCUUUCAUAUAUUUUGAUCAGUACGCUGCAAUAAUAGAAAACACUGUUCGAAAUGUCAUGAUCGCAUCGUCAGCUAUGCUCAUUGUCUCUUUAUUGUUAAUCCCUCACCCAGUGUGCUCCCUGUGGGUGACGUUUGCUAUUGCAUCUGUGAUUGUGGGGGUGACAGGCUUUAUGGCAUUCUGGAAUGUUAACCUCGACUCCAUCUCCAUGAUUAAUCUUGUUAUUUGUAUAGGGUUUUCUUUUGAUUUUUCUGCACAUAUCUCUUAUGCAUUUGUUUCCAGUUCUGAGCCCUCAGUAAACAAAAAGUCAAUUGAGGCGUUAUAUUUGCUAGGCUAUCCAGUGUUGCAAAGUGCAAUUUCAACAAUCAUAGGAGUGUGUGUUUUAUCUGCAGCUAAAGCUUACAUCUUCAGGACAUUUUUUAAGAUUAUGUUUCUUGUUAUGUUUUUUGGGGCUGCUCAUGGCCUAGUUUUCAUUCCAGUAUUCUUAACCUUUUUCUGAAAGUUUAUUUGAAUGCACAGUAAUAAUCCUAACUAGUUAUAUAAUUCCUGAUGGCCUGAAUCCAGUCUGAUUACAAAAUGCACUAAUUAAGAUUUAGUCAAUAGAAAAAGAGAUGGAAUUAGAAAAUAAAAAGAUAAAUUAGAAGAUUAUAAGAUAAAAAGAACCAGGCAUAGGGGUGAGUGGGAAGGGAGGGUAAAGUGGGACAUAAAGUACAUUGUAUACAUGUAUGAAAAUGUCUCAUUGAAAGCCAUUAGUUUGUCCAAUUAGUAUACACUAAUAAAAUAGGAAUUAUUAAUAUGUAACUGAAACAGAUAUAAAGUGUUAAAAAUAGUGAAUCUACUUUAAAGACAGUUCCUGAUUUGCAAGUCCCAUAUUAAAUUGUUCUUUACUGUAUUCUGAGAAAAAUUAAAU